Cynoglossus semilaevis (tongue sole) is the source of this 3837-nucleotide messenger RNA. RefSeq names its product asteroid homolog 1b (gene aste1b). The record is from RefSeq and is a predicted model, not a curated record. Lineage: Eukaryota; Metazoa; Chordata; Actinopteri; Pleuronectiformes; Cynoglossidae. The coding region runs from base 162 to 2477 and encodes 771 amino acids. The transcript is spliced from 7 exons.
AAUAAACCAGAAUAUUUUCAAAUAGGAGAACAAAACUGGCUAGCCCGCUCGCUAGCUCUUGUGUUCUCGCUAGGUCUCGCGAGAUGUGACGAGGCGUUCGCAACUUGGGGUGCUCUUCCGUGAAGGAUUCCUACCCCCCAAAUCACAGGCCCUAAGAAUCAAUGGGUGUCCAGGGUCUCACCACCUACGUGGAGGCGAACAGAAGCUUCCUCAAAGAUAUCAAGUUCAGGGACAGCCGUCUGGUUAUUGAUGGCUGCAGUCUCUUUUUCCACCUCUACUUUCACCACUGCUUGGACCGGCAGUAUGGAGGCGACUAUGAUGCUUUUACCUGCCUGCUCACCCAGUUCCUGUCAGCAUUGGAAGCCUGCAACAUCCAACCCUAUGUUGUAUUGGAUGGAGGAAUUGAUCCAAGCGACAAGAAGUUUUCAACUAUACGACAGCGUCUACAGUCCAAGAUAAAGGAUGCAGAUAAUAUCGCUCAUGGUCGUGGCGGCUCUGUUCUUCCCGUCCUUACGAGGAAUGUCUUCAUUCAGGUCCUCAGGCAGAAGGGAAUCCCUUUCGUCCAGUGUCCAGCUGAGGCUGACUUGGAGAUUGCGUGUUUGGCUCAUCAUUGGAACUGUCCAGUUCUCACCAAUGACAGUGACUUUUAUAUCUUUGACCUGCCAGAUGGCUACUUGCCACUCUGUUUUUUCCAGUGGACCCAUCUUAAUGGCAAAGUCUCUAAUCGCUACAUUUCAGCUCGACGCUACACCACCAACGCACUUUGUCACUGGUUUGGUGGCAUGAAUCCGGAACUGCUGCCCCUGUGUGCUGUCCUCAAUGGUAAUGACUACGGUGCUCCUAAAGAUACUGACACACUUCUUGCUCUGUUGGAUGUAAAUUCAUUAGGCAGAAGUGGUGGCAAAGGAAAAGGUUACACCUCUCGCAUCGAGGCCCUUCUUUUCUGGCUAUCAUCUUUUUCUAGCCCAGCAGAAGCCCUGGAAGAGAUCAACAGAAUCAUGGGAGAUGAAGUGGCUCGGAGCAGAAGAGGACAGAAGAGUGGGCUCAGUUCACAGCUGUGGACAUGUAUGCAGGAGUACUGCAUCAGCCCUCAGAGCUCUCUGGCUCACUGGUUCUCUGGCAGAAGGAUGGCUCCAGGAGGAGAGACCUCUGGACUUGCAGAUUAUCCUGAGUGGAUUUCACAGGCUGCAGCCCAGGGGCUGUUGUCUCCCCUCGUUGUGGACGCUCUGGUGAUGCGCAGAGUCCUUCUGAUCCCACAAGUGGAGAACACUAAACUACCCAGCAGCUAUUGUAGUUCCAAAGCUAUACGUCAGGCUAUUUAUGGGAUACUACAUAAAAGGAAAGAGGAGAACGUGAGCAGAUGUGACAGUGGGCCGCAAUCGAAAGAAACCGGAGGUGCUGUCCAGGGACAGGAGACGAGACCACACGCAAACACAAGACAGGGGAAGAGAGGUGGCAGGAGGCAAGGCGGAAGAGGUCGAGGAGGUGGACACAGCACUGGAGGUAGAAGUCAGGGUGGGAUCUUACCUGCAGAGCAGGAGGUCACUUUUGCAGGGUCUAGCAGUGAACGAUCAGCGGGUGUAGCACGAGCCCACGAUCAGGGGUCCGUUGCUCCGUUGGUUUGUGUUGAAGAAUUUGACCGUGUGGACCUGUCCUUAAAGAGGAACCAAGUGGAAGCACGUCCACCCAGAGCCACAGUAUAUCUGGAUACACUUGAUCAGGUUUCUGCCCCAGAGCGUCUGAACAUCUUACUAGAAGCCUUAGAAGUGAAGGAGUCUUUCCUCACUGCUGUCCCUCUUCACCUGAGACUCGCAGUGGCGGGGACUACCAUCUGGAUGCGAGAGUCUGUUCCAACACCUUCACAUCAGCAGCUCCAGGCUUUGGUGCUGGGCAUGGUUUAUGGAGAGGUGACUUGGAAUAACCAGCCUGGUGUUACUCAUUACCAUUAUGCUGUGUCUCAGAUCAACUGGGCUUCGGAGUGCAGUGUGUGGUCGCUACUCGACAGGCAGCGUGUCAGGCCAGGAGAUAGGCGGGGCUUGGAUAUUGUAGCGGCUCACAGUUUCAGCCAAUGGCAGGCCUGCCUCUUCAGUGCACUGAGUCUCAAUCAGCUGCUGCUGCUGCCACUUCCUGAACCCCACCUGUCAUGGUUGUUCAGUGGUACCCUGGUGCACGGCCUCCUCAGGUAUCUAAAAAGUGGACAACCUGCUGAAUCUCUACUUGCUGGGGGUUCCCUGUCUGAACAGCUCUACUCCUCCGUCAUGGACGCGGUGAAGAACAACAGUGCCAAGGUCCGUCCUAACCCAGUGGCUGCAGGGAGAGGGAAGAGAGGAGGAGGAGUGGGAGCAGGAGGCAGGGGAAGGAGAGGGAGACGUGCUGGAGGAAGAGGAACUCGGGGAGGUGGUGCUGGGGCAGAAGAGAUGAGCAAUCGGUUUUCACUCUUGAUGAGAGAGGUGGAUGAGUCUGGAGAUCACUUAUGAAGGAAUAAUAUAAAAUGGAACUAAAACUUGUCAUUAUAACACGCUUUUGGAGGUCCAGACACUAUGAUACACUACAUUCCAGUGAUUUAUGAAACAAGCUCAGGGAAUGAUAGUCAGUUUUUUUUACAUUACCACCUUUUAAUGUUUUUACCACAGUCUUUAAAACUGAUUUGCGUUUCUUUAGAGUGUAAGUAAGACAUCUGGUUGUGGUAAACAUGGAGCACGGAAGAGAUUUGGAACGCGUCACCUAAAACAAUAGACUGCAGUAAAUAUGCCAGAGUAGUCUGAAGUUCAAUAGCAUUACUGCUACUGAUACUACUAUUACUAAUAAUGUAGGUAUAUUAUACGAAGUACCAAAGGAUAUAUAGAGAAAACCAUCUAAAAUAAAGAACAUUAAAUGAUAAUUGAUGUUCAUUUUAGUUAAAUACAAAACAAGUACCUGUUAAUGAACAAACACCAAACUUUUAACCAUGACAAAUGGCACCCUUUAACAGACAGGCAUCUGCCUACUGGAUAUAAGAAUUGAAAUGUCUCAAUAAGAGGCCACAAAUUGAAGAACUUCUUAACUCAAAUCACGCUUGAAAUGUUCUUUAAAUUGGGUUUAGAAUGUCUUGCAUCGUCAACUCUGUGAACUGAACCAGCCCCUCCCCCCAGGUGGUGGUAUUAGUUUAUCCUCGUUUUUAUUGAAAUUUGUUAACCUUUAGAGACCUGCCUUGGCAGCUGAUAAAGAAAAAAUACAAGUAAACAGCUUUGUCUUUACAUGCUGUACUUGGUGGUUAUUAGAAUUGGGUUUUUAUUUUGUAUUGCUUUACUUCCAAAAACUGCAUACUCUAUCUGUAAUUGUUGUUAAGCAUGUAUUAAUACCACAUAUUUCCAAAGUUUCAGUAUCAUAUCUUAACAACUUCUUUUUAUACAAAGUGAUGAAAUGAAUGCAGCUUUUUUCCAAACCAACAGUUUUUAUUCGCUUAUAUCAAUUCAGUGAAUGAAGAAACAUUUUGUUAUAUCAUGUAAAUAAGCAUUUUUUGAAGGAAUUUCUUUUUUACUAAUGUAUCGCAGAAGCCGUAUCACUGAUCAACUUGACCACAAGUUGGUAAUUGUUAAAAAAAAUGUUAAUCAAAUUAAGACCAAUUAAAAAAAUGUUAUUUUGUUUUUACUUAGAUGCAGCUGAGAAUGGAAUGAGUUUGGUCAUUGUAAUCACUUGGUACAGUCUGUUUAAAGUAAGAGUGCAUUAUUACAGAAGCACUCUUCAUCUCAAUUUACACACUUCCAUUAAGAUUCAACUACAAAUAAAUACAGUAUCUUGAGACUCUGUAACAGCAUUAUUUUAGACAACGAUAAUAAUAAAAACAUUUAAAAUAAA